Molecule: messenger RNA, 1029 nt
Organism: Dichomitus squalens LYAD-421 SS1
Lineage: Eukaryota; Fungi; Basidiomycota; Agaricomycetes; Polyporales; Polyporaceae
Product: Aldo/keto reductase
Exons: 7
Coding region: 1-1029 (342 amino acids)
Cellular component (GO): cytoplasm
Source: RefSeq, a predicted model, not a curated record
AUGCCUGGCACCAUUCUCAAGCGAAACAUCGGCGAUGCGACCUUCCCCGCCAUUGGCUAUGGCGCAAUGGGAAUAGCUGUAGCCUAUGGGCCUCCUCUGCCCCUCGAGGAGGCUCUUAAGGUCCUUGAUGGCGUGUACGCGAGUGGGAUAACACACUGGGACACUGCGGACGCUUAUUCCGACAAUGAAUUCAUUAUAGGACAGUGGUUCAAGCGUACGGGAAAGCGAAAUGACGUCUUCCUAGCUACCAAGUUCGGCUUAGGUCGCUACUGGGAGGGCGACGAGACUCGUACCAUCAACGGCGACCCUGAAUACGUCCCGAAGGCACUUCAGCGGUCCUUAGAGCAACUCGGCGUCGAGAACGUUGAUAUGUGGUACUUGCACAGGGCCGAUGCUAACGUACCAAUCGAACUGACUGUGAAGGCGAUGGCAGAGCAAGUGAAGGCAGGCAAGGUCAAGUACCUUGGCCUCUCCGAGGUCAGCGCGGACACUCUCCGUCGUGCGCACGCCGUGCACCCUAUUGCAGCCGUGCAAGUCGAGUACUCGCCCUUCACGACCGACAUUGAGGAUGAGAAGAUCGGCCUUUUGAAAGCUGCCCGCGAGCUCGGGGUUAAGGUUGUCGCCUAUGGAGCACUCGGACGUGGACUGCUGACUGGCAAAUAUACGGAUCCGGAGCAGUUCCCUCCAACCGACUUCCGCAGGAUGAUCCCGCGGUUCUCGAAGGAGAACUUCCCGAGCAUUCUCAAGAUCGCAGAAGGCCUGAAGAAAGUCGGGGAGAAAUACGGUGCAUCGUCCGGCCAGGUCGCUCUUGCUUGGUUGCUCGCGCAAGGAGAGGACAUCAUCCCUAUUGUGGGCACGACGAAGCUCGAUAACCUGAAGGAGAACCUUGGCGCAUAUGAUGUGAAGCUGAGCCCCGAAGACAUUGCGGAGGUACGCCGCCUUGCGGAUGGGGCGUCAGUGCCUGGCGACCGGUACCCGGCAUUCCUGUUCCACACGCUCUUCGCCGAUACUCCUGCUCUUCAACAGUGA